AUGCUUUGUGAGUCCAUAUCUAAACUUGUAACCAACGUAAGAGAAUGGGACUCCUUAAUACCUUUGGUACUCUUCGCUUACCAAACUGCUAAACAAAGCAUGACGAGAAUUUCUCCAUUUUUCUUGGUCUAUGGAAGGGAGGCUAGAUUUCUGAUUCAUUCUAGUAAAAAUGAAGAAUUAUUAGAAGGAACGUUUUUACACAAACUUUUCAAAUUAAUUGAAGUAUUACCUGAAGUAAGAAAUAAUGCCAUGAAGCAAAAUACAUGA
This is a messenger RNA of Racocetra fulgida, 267 nucleotides long. Lineage: Eukaryota; Fungi; Glomeromycota; Glomeromycetes; Diversisporales; Gigasporaceae. The record is from the annotation of a GenBank genome assembly.